Molecule: messenger RNA, 915 nt
Organism: Girardinichthys multiradiatus
Lineage: Eukaryota; Metazoa; Chordata; Actinopteri; Cyprinodontiformes; Goodeidae
Gene: ube2t
Product: ubiquitin-conjugating enzyme E2T (putative)
Exons: 7
Coding region: 157-741 (194 amino acids)
Source: RefSeq, a predicted model, not a curated record
CAAUCACGACAACAAGAUCAACACGAGAAGAAGUCCGACGGCAAAGAGGGAAAUCCGAAAACAGUCAGCGGAACGUCUGUUUGGAGAAAAGUUAACACGUUUUUAAUUCUACAGCGAGUACAAAGUUUGUAACAGCUUUAUUUUCCACCUCCAAGAAUGCAGAAAGCUUCCCGUUUGAAGCGUGAACUCCAGAUGCUCAGCACCGAGCCUCCUCCUGGGAUAACGUGCUGGCAGACCGAGGAGCGGAUCGACGACUUACGAGCACAGAUAGUUGGUGGUGUAGGAACUCCUUAUGAAGGUGGAAUCUUCUCCCUGGAGGUAAAGAUCCCAGAAAGGUAUCCAUUUGAACCUCCAAACAUACGAUUCUUGACCCCAAUCUACCACCCAAACAUUGACAACUCAGGACGAAUUUGCCAUGACGCUCUUAAACUCCCACCAAAGGGUGCCUGGAAGCCGUCUCUAAAUAUCUCCACCGUCCUCACCUCAAUACAGCUGCUCAUGUCUGAACCCAAUCCAGAUGACCCACUUAUGGCAGAUAUAUCAUCAGAGUUCAAAUACAACAAACACCUGUUCAAUGAGAAGGCCAAGAAGUGGACACAGGAACAUGCAGUUCAGAAAAACAAAGGAGUUGUGGAAGACAACAAAGAAAAUGCUACGGAUCAGAAAGUAUCGUCUCGGAAACGAGAUGCACUCUGCUCCCAGCAAGAGGCAGAAGAACCGGUGAAGAGACCCUGUGUGUAGUUUCCCCCUCGGUUGUUGGUGCCAUCUCAUCUUGCAAACCAACAUUUCUCGUGCAUCUGUAAACAUAACUGAUUAUAUUUAGUUUUUCUAAUCUGCUGCUUACAUGUUGAAUAGAUGCAAAAUAUUUAUAAGUAUACGGUGUCCUUCUGUACAUAAUAAAACUUUGAAGACCUA